Molecule: messenger RNA, 2408 nt
Organism: Paramecium pentaurelia
Lineage: Eukaryota; Ciliophora; Oligohymenophorea; Peniculida; Parameciidae
Source: the annotation of a GenBank genome assembly
AUGAUUAAAUCAAAUGGUUUAGUUAAAAUUAGUAUAUAUAAUAUAUUUAUAUAUCUAGUUGAUUUUGGUCUGUUUGGAAUAAAGAAAUAUUAAUCUCUAUUGCAUUUUUACACAAAUAAAUCAGGAUUUACAGCUCCAGAAUUAAUUUAACAAAGAGGUUUAGUUGUGAGUGGAUCUUAAGAAGGAGACAUUUACAGUGUUGGAAUGAUAAUGUAUGAGAUGUUUGAAAAGAAAAUACCUUUUGAAGGAUUACAAUUAUAAAAUAUUUAGGAAUGUCUUAAUAAAGCUGUAAGACCUAAGAUCGAAUCUAAAUCUUUGAUGGAUGAUAUAAUAAGAUGGUGUUGGUAACAAGAGAUAGAGAAGAGACCAUUAGUUGAUUAGUUAUUAAAUGUAAUUGAAAAUAUAUAAAUAAAAUGAGUGGUACAAUAGUUGUGGGGUCAAAUAUUUAUGAGACUGAAUUUUUGGAUGAAAUUUAUAUCUAUUAUGGCAAUAAGACUACGAAUACCAUUAGCUUUAAGGAUGGAUUGAUUAUUAGUCCAAAAAAAUUGGAAUUGCCAGAAUAUAAAAUUAAUAGAUCUGAAAGAGGAGACAUAAUAAUGGCCAUUAUUAAAGAAGCAAUGAAUCUAUUAGAAUAUUCAAAAUUAUCAGAUUUGGGUAUAAUUAAUAUGUUUGAAUUACAAUAUGUAAAUCAAUUGAAAUCAUAUCCAUCUCUAAGAUUUUAAUUGAUGGAUAGAGAAUAACCAUCAAUAUUAAUGGAUGUUCGUAAAUCCUAUUUUACUAUGCAUAAUUGUUAUCAAAUUAUUAAAAGUUUAAAUAAUACUGAUCCAUCUACAUAUUUUAAGAAUAAAUAUGUUUUAUUGAGAUAUCCUGAAAAAAAAAUGAUUGUUUAAAUUAAAUCAGUUGUGUUUGAUUAAGAGUUCACAUAUAAAGGUUUAUGUUUAGAAGACUACUUUAAAUAGAAAUAUUAAUUAAGAAGCAAAUCAAAUGUCUAUUUAGAAACAUAUAAUACAUAAAAUAUAAAGAAAUAAUUCUUAAUUGCCGAAUUUUGUGAAUUGAAAAUAGAUUAUAUUGAAUAAGAUGUUACUAUUUAUUGUUAAUAAUUAGAAUAUUGGAAUAAAAUUAUUAAUAAUAGUACAUCUUUUAUUUAAUUCUUAAAUUAAUAUAAAUUUAUAAUUAGAAAUGAAUAAGUUGAAUUCAAAUAAUAAUAUUUAGAACCUGGAAAUUUAGUAUUAAAUAAUUCAACUAAAUCAAUAUAUUAAAUUGUAGCAUCUAGAACAUCAAGUGAAUUUGAAUAUUAUUAUAGUGAUUUUUUUCUUAAAAAUCCAACUACAUUUACAACAUCUAUGACUAUUAAUAAAUUAAUGAUUUUAGUAACUAGAGAAAUAAUUGAACUUAGAGAUAAUUUUAAAUAAUUUUUAGAAAAAUUUGAUGCUUUUAUUAAAUCUAGAUAAUAUAAAAUAUCAUAACCUUAAAUUUAUGAUAUAAAUAAUAAUUUGAAUGAAAUUAUAGAAAAAUAUGUUACUGAAGAUGCUUAUGUACUUUUUGUUGGAGAUUCAAAUACAGAUUUUGUAUAAGCAAGAAUCACUUUAUUAUAAAAAGCUAUUCCUAAUUAAAUUAUUAUCCUUCCUAUUUAAGAUUAAGAGAUUAAUAGAUUAUUAGCAAUGAUGACUGCUAAUCUUGGUAGUGUACCUUGGUCUAUUAAAGAAAUUAAUGGAUUAAUUAAUAAUAAAAGGAGUGCUGUCUUAGGUAUUUGGAAAACCGAUAAUUCUUUUUCUGCAUGUCUAAGUAUUAAUAAAUAUCUCAAUAAAUAUAUAUCCUCUUUUGGAGAUUUAGAUUAAAUUCUUACACUUCUUUUAGCAACUUAUUAUGCCACACAUAAAAUAUUAGCAAAUUAAGUUAUUGUAUUUGCAGAAGAUGAUUAUACACAAAUUAUGGAAUAAAGAAUACAAGGAGUAAUUUAAUUAAUAAAAGAUUAAGGAUUAGCAUAAUAAAUCUUAAAGCCUGAAAUUAUUAUGGUAUAAGUAAAAGAUGCUAUAGCAGAAAGAUAUUUCACUUAUUUCGAAAGGAAUUUGUAAAUAUAUAUAAUCUUAUUCUAGUGAAUCUUAUUAUUGUAAAAACCCUUAAGUAGGUUGUAUAAUUCCUAUCAAUGAAAAAUAAGGUAGAUUUUCAUUCCAUUCUUAAAGAGGAGAAUAAGGAUGUUUAUAAGCAUAAUAAUUAAAUAUUAGUUCAGCCAAUACAAAAGAAAUAGCAUAAUUAUACUAUCAUUUGAUUUUCUUAAAUUUUGAUUUGAGUUCUACCACUUAUUUACCAGCACCACUUCAUUAUGCCAAAAAAUUGUCAAAAAAUCAACUUUAAAGUGAAUAGUACAAAAAAGCCAUAGAAAAAGGAUUUUUGUUAUUUGUUUGAGU